Messenger RNA from Gongylonema pulchrum, 324 nucleotides. Lineage: Eukaryota; Metazoa; Nematoda; Chromadorea; Rhabditida; Gongylonematidae. The record is from the annotation of a GenBank genome assembly.
AUGUAUUUCGUUCCUUUUGCGCAUUAUCGAAGAAAUCGUGACGAGCGGAGUGGUACUGAAGAUUCUGGCCGAGUUGUUGGAAAACAUAAGGGACGAGCAGCACCGCUAGUAUUAGUGCCCGAGCCGAUUGCGCAGACGGGAGGAAGCGGCCGCUCCGGGAAUUCAGUAUCUCCUGCAUCGGCGAUGGUGGAUGUUUCUCGAAUACAGAUGCCAUCAUCAGGCAGCGCUGGCGGCGUUCAAAGCCGAUUUUUACCGCCAUCAUCAUCGGAAGGCGAAAAUUCACAAACUGAGCAGCCUAGUGUGCAGGCAAAAGCACCCAGCUAA